This is a messenger RNA of Cutaneotrichosporon cavernicola, 1050 nucleotides long. RefSeq lists its product as uncharacterized. The transcript is spliced from 2 exons. Bases 1 to 1050 code for a protein of 349 amino acids. Lineage: Eukaryota; Fungi; Basidiomycota; Tremellomycetes; Trichosporonales; Trichosporonaceae. The record is from RefSeq and is a predicted model, not a curated record.
AUGCCCAGGCAGCAACUAGCCUCGGAAAUCCUCAGCCACAUCGCGGGCUAUGCAGACGUCGACGCGUGCCUUGCGAUCCUCCAUACAGGUUGGGCUGGGUACGCCGCGGCCGUGGCCUGUGUCUACGCGGACGCGACGCUAUCCGAGGGGCUCAUGGCGGGCCUGGUCUCCGAGCUCGCGCCGGGUGCUGAUAUAUGGCCGAACGCAGCCAGUAACGAGCGCAAGCUUGCUGCUCUUGCGUGUGUGCGCAGCCUCCGUGUCAGAGACUACACCAAAGCUCUGUACGACAAAACCAGCGUGUUCACACGCGUCCGCAACCUCAUCCUCUUGGCGAAUAGUUAUGCCAUCAAACCCUUCCAGAUCCAGCAACUCAUUGACAACCUAUCUCCAACAUCCAUCUGCAUCCAGAUGUCACCCUGGAAUUGGUCCUGCCUACAGGGACUCGCCGCACCGUCCUCAGUCGUGACACUUCACGACUUCAGACUCGACAAUGACACCGAGAACCUCAGCCUGUCGUCCACGGCGGUUCGCCUCUGGCCGCGCCAGUCGCUACAUGAAUGGAGCGAGGUACCGUGGGAAGACAACGUCGAUGACUGGGUAUCGUUCCUCGGAGCCGUGGGAAGCAAUGCUGAGCUCGUGCUACCGCAAGAACCGCUCACGUGCUCCCAUCUGGACGAGUACGCCGAUGCAGCGUUCUACCUCCGCGUCCUGCUACGCAUGGAGUUGGGCGCUAUUGCCAAGUGGGAGAAUAUCGCGAUGCCGUUCCGGGUACAGUGCGCGUGUGGCAAGAUCAAGGAGGACCGGUGGUGCUCAGCGCCGCUCCUCGCCGCCCUCAAGGACAAGGGAGAGGAUGAAUUGAUAAAACGCAUGCAGGCGCGCGACGCACGCCUGACUCGGCCGACGUAUGUGGCAUGUAAUCAGCAUCUGUGGGACGUGUCGGACAUGGCGGCGGCCGCAAAGCAUCACAGAGCCACUGCGUAUGCCGAAGCGCGAGCCAAGGUCGUACAGGCGAUGGUGGCGGACGCAAGCGCCCUGUUGCGCGACGCGUAG